AUGCCGUUCUACAGGCGCACGGUGGUGCCCCAGCGCCUGUGCCCGCGCAACCCGCCGCAGCCGCUCACGGAGCUCCGCGACGUGAGCCACCUGGCCGCGCUCAGCCUCCUCCGGCAGCUCGCCGACCUCUGUGGCCACUCGCUGGCUCUGCUCGAAGACCUCGAAGGGCACCUGCUGGCCCUGGGGCGCCGCACCGACAGCCUGGUCCGGCGCACUGUGCGCCUCCGUCGCCGCCUUCCCUGCCGCCUGCUUGGCCCCGAGGACGACCAGGACCAGCUAGGUGCCUCCCAUUGGUCAAAGCUAACCCGAAGCCAGAGGGCAAGGGAACCUGUUGAUGCAUUCCGCACAGCUGCAGCUAACUCGGGUCGGGAAAAUGCGACAGCGACUGCCCACUCGAGGUCGUCAUGGCGACAGCCAGUGAACGUGUUCCUCUCCUCAGGCAGGCCCCCGAGUGUAGAGGAGCUGCUUCGCGAGGCGCAGCUUAAUCUCCAGAGCCUGUUGCAAGAAGAAUAUGAGGAACAGUACUCGGAGGCCAGACUGCUGGGGCAGACCUUCCGCUCUGCUGAUGAGGCCCCUGAGCCCACCCCCAGCCCAAGGCCCCAGUCUGCCAGGCGUCUGGAGUUUGUAUUGAUGCCUACAAAACAGCAGCUGAACGAGGAUGAGACUACCACCCAGGGUGUGAGGGCCCCUGAGGCCUCCCUGAGCCUGUCUACCACAGCCGACAAGCAAGUUGCCUGGAAUAGCCCCUUCCCUCUGCCCAUCCUAGAGGAGAAGCGGUGGCUUCAGCCUUGCUCCACGCACUCUGACAUUGUGCCCAUCAACAUCUCUGGGCAGCAGUUUGAUAAACACGCAAGUUUGCGACACUCGCUGUUUAAUACAGAGACAGCUGUGAACCCCAAGUCCACCCUGAGGCGAAGGCGGACCAUUAUUGGAUUCUCUAACUUUUCCCAGCGAGACCAAGGUCACAGCAACAGCCCCACAGGCAGGGUGGUUCGUUCAACCAGCUCAGACAUCAAGCCCAGUCAUUCCGUUCCAGAAGGCAUUCAUGGAAGAGCUGCAGUUGGUCAGGAAGCUUGUUUCCCAAAUCUCAGCUCACCAGUACUGAGAAAUCCUUCUAGUGAUCCAGAAGAACCUCUCCAGGUGCGUGGUAGCACCAAGCCGCCUGGCAUGGAAAGCGUGGGAAUGGUGUAUAGCGUCCCCAGUUCUUGCAAUGGACCAACAGAAUCCACAUUCUCUGCUUCCUGGAAGGGAGAUGCUUUUACCUAUAUGACUCCAAGUGCCACCAGUCAGAACAAUCAAGUCAAUGAAAAUGGAAAAAAUCCUUCCUCUGGGAAUGCAUGGGUCUCUUUGCACACAUUGCCACCUCUGGUUCCUAAGGAGGCUGCCACCCUCUUUGUCACUCGUGAUAACCCAGCAGGAUGCAGUGGGUCAGCUGGCUAUUCUGAACACCCUAUGCAACGAAGGCAAGUACCGGAGCGACCCUUCAAGAUUGGUCUUUUGACUGGUGGUGGUACCUCGAGACUGGAGACAGGCCCAGGUGGGGCCAGCAGGUUCCGGGAGCGGUCACUGUCUGUGCCCACAGACUCAGGCACCCCAGAUGUGGACUACAAUGAGGAGCAGAAGUCCAGUGAAGCCUGUGCCCUGCCUUAUGCCAGUACAAGUUCCGAGGGCAGUAACAGUGCUGACAACAUUGCCUCCCUUAGUUCCCAACAGGAGGCCCAGCACAGAAGGCAGAGAUCCAAGAGUAUCUCACUCAAGAAGGCCAAAAAGAAGCCUUCCCCACCAAUGCGCAGUGUCUCACUGGUCAAAGAUGAGCCAGAAGGUGGGUCAGCACUACCCAAGGACCAGAGGCCCAGGAGCCUUUGCCUCUCCUUGGAACACCAAGGGCAUCACUCAUCCCAGAGUCACACUGCUGUGCCUACCUUCAAAGACCCAGAAGGAACACAAUUCUCCCACCACUGGUAUCUUACUGACUGGAAGUCUGGUGACACCUACCAGUCCUUGUCUAGCUCCAGCACUGCCACAGGCACCACAGUCAUUGAGUGCACUCCAGUUCAAGGCAGCUCAGAGUCUCUUGCCUCCCCUUCCACCUCCAGAGCUACUACACCUUCCCAACUAUCCAUCGAGGUAGAGGCCAGGGAGGUACCCUCCCCAGGAAGGCCCACUGGGCUGAUGUCACCCUCCAGUGGAUACUCCAGUCAGUCGGAGACACCAACACCCACCGUCUCCAUGUCAUUGACCUUGAGCCACUUGCCCCCUCCGAGUGGCAGUGGUCGGGUACGUCCAGUGGUACCUGAGAGGAAGUCAUCACUACCCCCAACAUCACCAAUGGAGAAAAUUUCCAAGUCACGGCUAUCAUUUGACCUCCCAUUGACCUCACCUACAUACCUGGAUCUGUCUGGGAUGAGUAUCUCUAUCCGAAGCAAAACCAAGGUGAGCCGGCAUCACUCAGAUACAAAUUUUGGGGCCAAGCUGCUCCAGAAAACUAGUCCCAAUCAGCCAAUCAUGCCCAUGGUUACUCAGUCUGACCUACGCUCUGUUCGCCUGAGGUCAGUCAGCAAAUCUGAGCCAGAAGAUGACAUUGAGAGCCCUGACUAUGCUGAGGAAUCAGGAGGAGAAGUCUUCACCUUGCCAGAGAGAAAGAUGAAACCUCCUAUAGCUGAGAAACCUCCGCUGGCCCGAAGGCCUCCAAGCUUGGUCCAUAAGCCACCAUCUGUCCCUGAGGAACACCCUCUCACUUCGCCUAUGUUGGCUAUGACCCCUAAGAGCUCAAUUCAACACAUGAGGCCACUCCCUCCAGACAUCUACACGGUGGUACAGAAACCAAAGUCUUCCAGCUUCCCUGAGGCCAGAAGCCCAGGGGAGUCAACAGCACCCUCAUCUCUUGUUUUCACACCUUUUGCCAGUUCCUCUGGUGCUUUCUGCUCAGGAACACAGCAACCUCCCCAGGGAAGCACAGAGGACGAGGGCCCCAAGGUGAGAGCCCUGUCUGAAAGAAUUAGCCUCCAGAGCCGAGAACAAGCUGAGAAGAAGAAAGGCAAGAUUCCACCUCCUGUACCAAAAAAGCCCAGUGUGCUGUACCUGCCUCUCACCUCACCCACAGCUCACAUGGAGACCUACGGGGCUGAACCAAGGCUGCCUGUCAGCCCCAUCAUCACCCUGGAGGAAGAUGACAAGUGUCCCCCCACCGGCGACCACCUGCAAUCACCUGGUACAAGGACCACUUCAUCACCACAGGCUGACGGUGAAAGGGAGGCAAGCUCUCCGGGGAGUUCCAUGGAACCCAGCACCGAAGAGAAAAGUGUUAUCAGUGAUAAAACAGCUGAAUGGAUUGCAGAAGAUGAUGAUGACGUGUUUGUGGCUUCACGCACAACUGAAGAUUUAUUUACUGUGAUACACAGGUCCAAAAGAAAGCUGCUUGGCUGGAAGGAGCCCGGGGAGGCUUUUGCUGGAGGCAGCAGACCAAGCUCCCACUCACCGAUAAGGAACACAGCUGAUUCUCCAAUUAGUGAGUCAGCUGCCUCUGCAGGGUCAAGUGCCAGUGCCAGCCUAGAUGCUGGCAGAAACGAUGAUUUCAAGGCCUUGCUACAGAAGAAGGGAAGUAAGGCAACUCCACGGUCCCGCCCCUCGGCAGCCGAACUGCUGAAGACCACUAACCCAUUGGCUCGGAGAAUUAUCGCACAAUUUUCAAAAGACUACGACACCACUGAUAGCCCCAGUACCUAAGCCCUGGGUUGAGCAAGUAGGGUUCAGUUACUAAACUUGAGUAGAAAAGGGGGAAGAGAAAGGUUUUAAAAAGAAACCAUGAACAUAUCAAAACAGCCUACAUUUCUUUACUUUAACUCACACUCUGUGUCCAGGAGAGACCACUUUAUCUAGAACUAAAGUCAUCAGGCACUUUAAUCAUGCUCAGACAUUUUACGGUUUCAUACUUCACAUCUUGCCAUUACUGACUACAGAUCUUCUCCUUAUUUCCCGCCAGUGGUGUGCACUAAGAAGAAAUUGUCAAAUGCAAAGACGCAUGUGCCAUCUUUUCAAACAAGGACCGCUGCUCCAUCCCUGGCUCCGUCACUGAGGGGCACAGUGUGAGAGCAGACUGAGGGCUGCCAAACCUGGGGACAUGGGGAGCCAUUGCUGAUGAUUCACUUUCCUGGCGAGGCCUUGAUGACUUUUUGUGGAGAAACAGAAAGACUCUGAUGCCUCUUCAACCACGGUGUAGCUCUCUCUCCCUUUAGAGGUUUGCAGGUGUGCACUUAUUUCG
Molecule: messenger RNA, 4261 nt
Organism: Pteronotus mesoamericanus
Lineage: Eukaryota; Metazoa; Chordata; Mammalia; Chiroptera; Mormoopidae
Gene: NHSL2
Product: NHS like 2
Exons: 9
Coding region: 1-3726 (1241 amino acids)
Biological process (GO): cell differentiation
Source: RefSeq, a predicted model, not a curated record